CUUACAUUACUUUUUCUUUUUUUAAUAUAUUUUUUUGUGGUGAUAUUUUCAGGAGGAACUUGACAAAGAGCAAAUUGCCAUUCUGAGGAAAGCUUUUGAGGCUUUCGAUCAUGAGAAGAAGGGCUGUAUAGGUACCGUGAUGGUGGGCACCAUCCUUGGCAUGUUGGGACACCAAGUCACUGAUGAUACUCUUAAAGAAAUUAUAGAAGAAGUCGAUGAGGAUGGUUCUGGUGAAUUGGAGUUUGAGGAGUUUGUUACAUUAGCAUCAAGAUUUAUGGUUGAGGAAGAUGCUGAGGCUAUGCAACAGGAACUCAAAGAGGCAUUCCGGUUAUACGAUAAAGAAGGUAACGGCUAUAUUACAACCGCUGUCUUAAGAGAGAUCCUUAGAGAAUUAGAUGACAAAAUUAGCGCCGAAGAAUUAGACAUGAUGAUUGAAGAAAUUGACUCCGAUGGUUCUGGAACCGUUGACUUUGACGAGUUCAUGGAGGUGAUGACCGGUGGUGAUGACUAAACGUGGCUAUAAAAAAGUUUGUGAUAUCUAUAUCAAUUCAUACAAAAUCAAAAUCCAUAAGAGAAACCAUGUAUACAUAUUAUCACCAAUGUACCUUCAUAUAUUACCAUAGCCAUAUAAAUAUCCAAAUUAUAUAAGUUAAUUUAUAUUAUUACUUUAAUUAAUAUAAGACAUAAUUAUUA
This is a messenger RNA of Achroia grisella, 693 nucleotides long. RefSeq names its product troponin C-like (gene TpnC41C). Gene Ontology annotation, molecular function: enzyme regulator activity; calcium ion binding. NCBI's taxonomy places the organism in Eukaryota, Metazoa, Arthropoda, Insecta, Lepidoptera, Pyralidae. The coding region runs from base 140 to 511 and encodes 123 amino acids. The transcript has 5 exons. The record is from RefSeq and is a predicted model, not a curated record.